This is a messenger RNA of Daphnia carinata, 6813 nucleotides long. RefSeq lists its product as uncharacterized. Lineage: Eukaryota; Metazoa; Arthropoda; Branchiopoda; Diplostraca; Daphniidae. The transcript has 15 exons. Bases 41 to 6244 code for a protein of 2067 amino acids. Gene Ontology annotation, molecular function: protein binding; guanyl-nucleotide exchange factor activity. Gene Ontology annotation, biological process: activation of GTPase activity. The record is from RefSeq and is a predicted model, not a curated record.
AAUCUUCUUGGUGAUUGCCGCUAUUUGAUUGAGAAGAAAAAUGCAUUUGAUCGAAAAGACGUCGGCAGGUCCAACGUCCAGUCCCGAAAUGGCCCAAGGCCAAAGACAUAAUCAGCAAUUGCGGGUAAAUUCCCGUCCGUGGGAUUACGACACAGAGGACAGUGGCGUGGACAGCGUGAGCAGCUUGGCCGGUUUGGAAGCGGAUAGUAGUCACGCAACGAUAAGUGCGAACAAGGCGAGUAGUGUCGAAUACUCGGCCGUCAUAGUCGGCAACAACAAGGUGCACAGUGCGGCCGAAACCAAACAACCCGUCCAACAGAGGAAGUCCUUCUUACACACAGUCUACGGUGGCGCCCAGCAGUCUCGGCGAUCUCCACCUGCGCUCGAUUGCAACGCCAACCAGAAUUUAUUCCGCAAGAAUGUCGUCAACCGGGCACUCACGAAACGCGAAGGUGUGGAACAAAGUGCCGGACACGACACUCGGGCGCUCGAGUCGGCCAAAAAUAAUUUUCUGCAUAGUUUGCUAGACGACGAAGAGGCCGUCGGCCUUGACUCGCGAUCUAGCCGAGCGGAACAGCCUUCCCCUCCUCCUCCGCUUCUUGCAACAGAACCGCCAGCUUCAUCAACGUCAGUAGCGUUGGAUUUGCUACCCGAGCUGGUCCAGCUGCUGGACGCCAACGGAGUGAUGGACGGCGGUUUGAUUGAGCUGAUCGGGCGGGACGGGACGAGGGCCAGUCUCCGUGUGACCUUGGCGCCUCCUUCCGGUUCUUCUUGCUGCUCAUCGGCCACAUCGUCGGUGAUGACGUCACGUAAGAACAGUUUCAACAGUCGUCUGCAUCGCAACUCGAAACGCUCAUCUCAGCGCAGAUGCAAACAGGCCGACGUUGCAGAUGCGACGAGCAUCGCUUCCAGCACCAAGUCGGCAUCCUCUUCCGGAUCGACUCCGUCUUUGUCCACCAACUUGUCCAGCGGCGGCGCGGGUUUUAUUGCUCAGCGGCCCCGCAGCGUCCGGCGGCGACCUUCGUCAUCAUCGUUCCAUAAAAAAGUUCCCGGCUUUAGCGUCUCGAUGGCCAUACCCCCCAGCAAAGUAGCUAUUUUGGCCUCGAAAUUCAACUCGCUCAUCAACGAAAGUCGACGGCAGGGCAACACUAGCGCCACCGCUUCGAUCACCGCUAAUCAUAACAAUAACAAUACGAACGUCACAGGCGAUGGACGGGAUAAUAAAUCAUCAGAUAGCGUCGGUCAACCGAUUGCGGCCGAUACGGGGGGAAUUCCGGCGCCCAAUCAGCGCCCAAUUUCCUCUACGUGGUCUUGGCGUUUGGUUGCACCCACCGUCUCUUGCGAAUCCGUCAGCAUAGGCCCCAAGCGAAAUAACUUGACGUCAAAUGUUGGACGAAGCCGGCCGAUCGAUACGAUUCCGGAAAUCCUCGAUCCGCCGCCAGAAGAGUCGGACAACAAGUCGAGCAGCGUCGAUAAAGCGCGGCGGAAGAGCCACGAUCUCUCUCAACCUUAUGGUGGAAGGUUUCACUCGGUAGCCAGGCCGUUGCCUUCAGAUCCGGCCGGAUCUUCUUCGUUGAAGAACGGUGCAAGUGUCUACGGAACGGUGAUGAGCAUCGUCAAACAAGCCAUUCGCAAGUUUGAGAAAUUCGAGGAUGGCAAAGUGGUGGGUUGCGAUCCAACUAGUGGCCAUCCAACUAGUGGCCAUCCAUCGGCUCCGGCGGCUGGUGUGGAUGGUCAGUUGGUUGCCUCUUCAUGUUCGGUUCACUAUCAAGAACCGACGGCCGUUAUUCCGGAAGGAAUCGAGCCAAACAAUUCCUUCCUGUGGCGGGAUCAGAAGAGUAUGCAGAGUUUGAUCUACGAAGCGACUAGUUUCAACGAACGAGUGGCGACAACGGCGGCCGUUUGCGGAACGACGCGGACGAACGCCGAGCCUUGCGAUUAUUACGAAAUGGGCAGCAGCAAAUACGACACGCUGCGCUCCCGACAAUCGAACGCUUACGACACGCUUCAUCAUCGAAAUCAGAGCAAAUCAUCGUCGUCUUCAUCCAGUGGAUACGACGAAAUCCAAUCGCCUUGCAGUUUGACGUCGAAUCCGUCCGAUGCGGCCACAUCCGUCAAGUACGACGACGUGAAACUGACGCCCAACUGCGUAACUUACGACGAGCUGUCCUACCUCACGGGCCGGAGACAAUCCAACGGCUACGACGAGCUGAUGCGAUCGCCUCUAUCCACCACCUCUUCCGGCGGGUACAUCGAUCCGGGCAGUAGUUCCGCGUUGGGAUACGAAAGAAUCUUGCCACCGGAAGCCGAACAGACGGAAGACGAAGACGGAAGUACGUUGCGUUACGAAGAAUGCGGAUCCCCUUCUGGGCAGGCAUCUUCAUCCGUCGUCACAGUGACAGCUAUGCCCGCUAUCGUGUGCGAAGAUCAGCUGGAUAGCAUCAGCUACCUUUACGACGACAUCCGCACCGUCGAUUUGGGAAGGAACAGCAGAGGCUAUGGCGGAUGUUAUAGCGGUUCCAAUCAUUCCUACGAGCCCAUUUAUGCCCACCUGGGUGAAGCCACCAGUAAAAUGGGUGGAUUAAAUUCUUCACCUUCUUCCAUGUCUUCCUCAUUGGUCGGUCAAAACGACAAGUCUAGCGACACACUGUCAGACUCAUCGGUGGAGGGCGUGCACGAAGUAUGCUCCUACAAAUUGACCCAGAUGGGCAGCGGUGCAGUUCCAGAUUCUCCGGCGCCUAGUUUAGCCGGAACAUCGACAUCAACACGGACGGGAACGGAAAGGCGUAGCGAAACGAGUGACGAAUGGAUAGAUAUUAGCGAUCCAGAAGAGCCGGCCUGGACGGUAACGCGGAUUCGACAAAGGCACGAAGUGACCAACGCUUCUUUCGUGCGUCGAGGGCAUCGAGCCAGCCGGCGUAAACUGUCCAUUCCAAAGGCAAGUGGUCAGCAAUCAUGGUCGCAAACAAUGCGCACCCUAGUCAAAAAUGGAUUCAACAAAGCGACGACGCUUUCCAAGCGGGCCGGCAAAGAUGUACAGCAGGUCGGCAAAGAUGUGCGGCAUCAAGUACAGCGGGCCGGCAAAUUAAAGCCAUCUGUAGCCGUUGCCGAAACAAGCAAUGCAGAUACGUUUGCUACGUCGGCUGUUCAUAUGACAAAGUCGUCGGCCAGGCGGCUACCCUCAGCCGAAACGGAGGCCAGUGGAACGGGCAGCAGCCAAACGUGGGAGGACUACGGUGAAAGCGAUGGCGAUGAUCUGGCGGACGACCAUCACUACGAGGCCCUUUACGAAGUUAUUAAUCCGCGAUUGACAUCAAUGGGAGCCGCGGCUUCUGUGACACUUUUGGAUCAUCACGACGACAGCUUCGACGAUUCAUUCGAUUCGGAUGACGCUUUCGAAGAGGUCGUCGUACGAGGACUGGAUGCAACAUCGGAUACAUCGAGAGAACGUCCUGGAUCGAGAUCCGGAUCGGAACGGUCCAAAGAGAGCGAAGAUCCAUCGUUACGGUCGGGUCAAGUGAAAAUCGGUCGAUUCGCUGAUUUGGCUGGUGAGCAAAUGCGCCGACUGCGUCGUAACUGGACUACGACCAAGACGGACAUUGGUAAAUCCAUCACGCGCAUCAAAAAGAAGAGCACGGCAAGCGUAGCAGAUCUGAGUGAAGUCUUUAAACCAUCCGCUUCGAGGCGGGAAAUGUCUCCGGAUAAGAGUAACAAUGGAGCAGCCAAUAAAGAGCCAAUCUAUUCGCCAUCAUCGCCAACUUCUCCAGGACAUCCGGAGGUUCGUCCAAACAGCAGUGACCACAAGAAGAAAGGCACAUGGGCGAUGCGCCAAAUUCGACGGCGGAUGACUAUCGUGUCACCCACUUAUGGUGUCACUGGAAACAAAGAAAAAGCUUCGACUUUCUAUCUGACGUUGACUAUCGAGCAGCCAACGACACCAGUCAAAACCAAUAACAAAAGUCCUGCAGUCAGCGAGGCGUCCAGUCCCGAACCGGUGUCGACGCCCAGUCCAGUGCCACCAUUGAUAAGUCCUCAGUCUCCCGAUUCUUCCAAAGUGCCCGUUCGACCAAAGAGGAUAUCUUCCGCCUUCUCUAUUGGUCCACAAUAUCAAUCAACCGUUCGACCUAAAACUGCUCCACCUGCUCCACCAGUUAAAUCUCCGGUAUGGCAACAACAUGCGGCGGCCGAAUCUGCCUUGGCAGCAUCACCUCCUCCGCUGGCCAGCGUUCCAGCUAAAAAGCCUCUUUCGAGGCUGCCAACGGCCUUCAGUGAGAGCCGGAUAGCCGCUGAACGAUCCCUGUUAAUGGAUCAAUCGAUGAAUUAUAGCGACAUUGCUUUCGUUACACAUGGACAGAGGUCCAAAGACGAAAGCAGUGCUCCACUUACCUCGUUGAGCACACCUUACAGCCGACUGUCCAUGGCUAGCGUGACUUCUUCGCGCCAUUCCAGCGAAACUUAUAUGGGCGUCGGUGAUUUGGCUUCUGCGCCAGAGCGUUCAACACAACAGGACAAUGUCCGCAAUUAUCUGGAUCUGCAAUCGCCAAUCGAGUCGGAGGAAUUGUAUAUCAGUAGUCAUUUCGCCGACGAGCCCCUGUAUCAAUUUUACACAGCUGCCAUUAUUGAGCGUGCCACGCAAAACCAAGGGGAUGGAAGUGAAGAGGAUGACUACGAAGUCAUUGGUGAACAUCGCCGCAAAGAGGACGAACAUCAAGACAUUAAGGGAUACAAUGCCAAAUUGCCGACAGCCAUGGAACUGGUGAUGCCAUCAAGCGGUCGGAGAACUCUGUGGUGUGAAUUACCUCAAGUCAUCAACAGUGGCCUUUUAGAAACCAUUUCACCGCAACAGCGCAAACUUCAAGAAGCCAAAUUUGAAUUGAUUACGUCAGAAGCUUCGUACCUGCGAUCGCUGAAUGUGUUGACGACCCACUUUAUACAGAGUUGUGAAUUUUCCGGAGAAACGGCCGGCGAAGCAUUGCUCACUCGUCUGGAGCGCCACACUCUUUUCUCCGAUAUUGUGCCGGUACGCGAAUGCUCAGAAGCUCUUCUAGCCGACUUGGAGCGGCGCUGGCAAGAGAAUGUCUUCAUUCGCGAGAUUUGCGACAUCCUUUUGGAACACGCUUCCAAACAUUUCGAAGUCUACAUCAAGUACUGCACCAAUCAGCUCUAUCAGGAGCGCAUGCUGAGGGAGCUCAAGGAGACCAAGCCAAUGUUUGUUGACUGUCUGCGUCGGUUAGAGGCCAGUCCCGUGUGCCAGUCAUUAGCCAUGCACAGUUUCCUCAUGUUGCCAAUGCAGCGAAUCACUCGAUUGCCAUUGCUCGUCGACGCCAUUUUUCAUCGACUAGACAGCGGCUCGGCAGAGUUUGAACGCUGUCGGAUGACUCUCGCCACCUUGAACAAGAUUGUGCAAGAGUGCAACGAAGGGGCGCGCAAGGCCGAACGCAUCCACGAGAUGCUGGUCGUAUCUAAUCAGCUGGAUUUCGCCGACGUCAAGGCCAUUUCGAUCAUGUCCGCUUCACGCUGGUUGGUCAAGAAAGGUGAGAUGCAGCGUCUCAUGUGGCGAGACAUUGACGCUCGUCUCACGUUCGGCCGAAAAAUCCACAAGCAGACGGUCUACGUUUUCUUGUUCACAGAUCUCUUGGUCAUCACUAAAAAGAAAGGAGAGGAUUCUUACGCCGUGCUGGAUUACUGCCCUCGAAAUAUGGUUCAAGUGGAUGAACACAUGCGUACGGAAAAACCCAUUGGGAAACCAGGAUCCGAGCUGGGCAAGAAUUUGAUCCUCUUGACAAUGCUGCAAAACCAUGAAAACAAAACAGUAGAAAUGAUUCUCUCUUGCUCGUCUGAAUCCGAUCGGACUCGAUGGCUGGAAGCCGUAACUCCGCGGACGUCAGACAAUCCAGAGGAGAAGAUUUACGAAGAGUGGGAUUGCCCCCAAGUUCAGGUCAUUCAUCCUUAUGUUGCCACUCAGCCGGAUGAACUGUCUCUGGAAGUCGCUGACGUAGUCAACGUCCUACGUAAAAUGGCAGACGGUUGGUAUCAAGGCGAACGGAUGCGAGACGAUCAGCGCGGCUGGUUCCCGGGCAACUACACAGUGGAAAUCGCCUCAUCUCACGUUCGAGCGCGUAAUCUACGUCAACGCUACAGAUUGCUGGCGCUAUCUGGCAACUUUAUCGAGGAACAAGCUCGUAAAGACAAGGAAGAAAAUAAAAGAAAGAGUAAAAAAUCCAGCAUUAUUCUUAACGAAUGAAUGAAACAUGUUGCUGAUAUCGGUUGUGACACUAAUAGCUGUAAAUCAACGUUUACGUCUUUUUUUUCAUUUUUGUCUGUUUUUCUUUAUCAGACGGGGCUUUUCAGCAUAUUCCUUAUUUUUUUCAUUGGUUUUAUUUUUGUAUAUCCAUCAGUCAAAAGGAAUUGUCAACUGUAUUUACAAAAAAAAAUCAUAUCUCUAAAUUACUGUUUUACGUGUGUGUGUGUAAAUAGCAGACGAAAAUCCAUAAUGCAAGAAAACCACUAAUCAGAGUUACUAACUACUUCAAGAGAUUGUUAACAUCUCAUUUUUUAUCCCUCUCUAAAUACUUUUUAAAUCGUUUAGACCAAUUAUAAUUGAUGCAUUCUUUUUCUGAUUUCGCGCUAUAUACACUGUAAAGCUAUAAUUUGUUUCUGCUAGAGGCUGGAAAUGUUUUUUUAGAAAUGUAUUUGUGUACGUCUGUGAAUAUUUUCAUAUUAUCCUUACCGAGAGGCAAAGCGAGCAAAAGAGCCGAGUGUGUUUGUCAGAUAUGUGAUGAAAUAAUAAACAACGCGACGUGUAUUGUUAUA